Molecule: messenger RNA, 1308 nt
Organism: Theileria orientalis strain Shintoku
Lineage: Eukaryota; Apicomplexa; Aconoidasida; Piroplasmida; Theileriidae
Exons: 5
Coding region: 1-1308 (435 amino acids)
Biological process (GO): protein lipidation; autophagy of mitochondrion; protein localization to phagophore assembly site
Cellular component (GO): extrinsic component of membrane; phagophore assembly site membrane; cytosol
Molecular function (GO): phosphatidylinositol-3,5-bisphosphate binding; protein binding; phosphatidylinositol-3-phosphate binding
Source: RefSeq, a predicted model, not a curated record
AUGGCAUUUAACGAUGCGAGGUUCAACCAAGACGGAACAUGUAUAUGUGUAGCGAACGACAGAGGAUUUAAAAUUCUAAACUCGAAUCCUAUGGUAUUGACCUGUGAUCGAGACUUGAGAUAUAAGAAUGUUGGAGCUGUCGGGACUGCGGAAAUGCUGUACAGGUCGAACCUGCUGGCCCUUGUUGGCAACUCAGAGUACUACGACAUACGGAAGAUCAACAGCAGCUCGCUGAAAAGCAAGUUCAUUAAGCCGUGGAAACAGAACAUAUUGACCAUUUGGGACGAUAAAAAGUUCGUCGAAGUGGCUCAACUCGUGUUUACGGACUCGAUUAUAAAUGUAAAGUUUCUGUACGACUUGAUUGCGGUGUCGCUGAAUUACAAGGUGUACGUUUACCAAAUGAGUGACGUGAGUCUCUUGCACUGUUCAAACACGAUAAAUAACCCGUACGGAGUAAUCUCGGUUUCGACGUACAGGGGACUUAACUUUAUCGCAUACCCAGGAAAGUUGAAGGGGAGUAUAAUGAUUCAAAUAUACACGAAGAAUCGCAUAUCAAAUAGUUCUGAAACUUCUUUUUAUAGUGAAGAUUAUAAGGAUUCUGAUGCUCCGGACGACGUAUUUGAAUUUGAUGAAAUGAUAGACGCUGGAGAAAAAAUUGGAAAAUACACGAAAUUAAGCAUGAAACUUCAAGUGCACGUCAGUGAGGUGACGAGCAUUGACUUUAGCCCUAAUGGAUUGCUUGUAGUGACGAGCUCCAUCCAGGGCAGAUACAUAAAAAUGUUUGACACACUAUCUGGAGAACUUAUUCAAGUUUUCAGAAAGACGAACAAUUUUGGAAGAGUGACAAAGUGCAUAAUUGACAAAGAGAUGAAAUGGCUCUGUGUGAUUAGCGAGAAGCCUAAAAUGUAUAUGUACCAAAUAGAUCAGGCUGCGAUAAAAGAUUGCGACUUUGACAACGAAAAUAGGAAAGUGAAUUUUAAAAAUUCAUGCAUAUUUGAUAUUAACAACGAAGAUAAGGACAUUGGCAAGUACUUUAAGCACUAUAGGAGCGCCAUAGCUUACCCAUCCACCAGAUGCGGCGACUAUAAUAUAUUUAAAACUUUGGUUAACAAGACGAAACUGUACAUUCACUCUACGGGUGUUUUUGCUCACUUCAAGCCACGAAACAAGGAUAGGAUAAUCGACUGUGCGCUAAUGCUUGACAAGGAAACCAUUGUAAUCAUAUUACAAACUGGGAGAGCCAUGAAGCUCUUCUUUAACCCUGCAAAGUACGCAGGUAUUAAGUUGGUCUAUUAUCACCAUCUUUAA